ACAUUUGAAGAGCAGGCAGUGAAGCGCGCCACAAUUCUGUCCGACAUGUACUUCAAGGACUCCCGACAGAAGAUGCAACUACUGCAGCGCCAGGAAGAAGCGGCGCGUCUUUUGGAGAAUACAUCGAUGCACACGUCGGCCCACGUCGAGGAAUUCACGGUGCCGUUCGAGCUAAUGGGCCUGGCAAUUGGUUCACAUGGCGCAAACAUCCAGAGCGCACGCAGCAUCGAAGGCGUCGAAGACAUCCAGCUUGUUGAGAGCAACGAUGGGCAUACACCGGUUCUUUUCAAGUGUAUUCCUUCAUUUUACGCAUACUUGCAGGUGUUUGCUGAAAACGCUGAAGCAGCAGCAGCUGCUCGCUCGCAGUUAGAGUACGCCGUGGAGUCGUUCGAUGUGCCCCGUGGUAUGGUCGGAAAAGUUAUUGGCAAAUCGGGCAAGACCAUCCAGGACAUCGUGGAUAAGUCGGGUGUUGUGCGUGUGCAAAUUGAAGGCGGUGACGCGCAGAGUCGCGUUGACGAAAACGCUGACGAGCCAGUGCCGUUUGUGUUCACCGGUACAAAAGACGCAAUUUCGAUGGCAAAUUUACUGAUUGAAUACCAUCUGCGCCAUCUGAAAGAAAUGGAGGAGAUGCGUCUGAGUGUGGAUGAGAUGCAACGGCAACUCUAUUCGAGGUCGACACCACCUCCUCCUGGCGGAAUAAAUGGCAAUGGCUUUGUAGCAUUCCUGAGCUUCAUAUUUCAGGACAUCGUGGAUAAGUCGGGUGUUGUGCGUGUGCAAAUUGAAGGCGGUGACGCGCAGAGUCGCGUUGACGAAAACGCUGACGAGCCAGUGCCGUUUGUGUUCACCGGUACGAAAGACGCAAUUUCGAUGGCAAAUUUACUGAUCGAAUACCAUCUGCGCCAUCUGAAAGAAAUGGAGGAGAUGCGUCUGAGUGUGGAUGAGAUGCAACGGCAACUCUAUUCGAGGUCGACACCACCUCCUCCUGGCGGAAUAAAUGGCAAUGGCUAUCGCUUCGAACGUGCUGGUUUCGAGGGCGGGAAUUACGGUGGGGCGCGUGGUGCACCGUACAGAGGACGCGGACGUGGCGGCUCGUUCCGCGGUGGUUUUCGUCAGAAUAGAGGUGGUGGCGAUCAGAUGGAGGAUCGGCGCCGUCCAAUUGAUGAUGAUAAGGGUGGCGACAAAGAGGACAUUGGGGAGAGAGAUGGUCGCCGUGGACCUCCGGCUAGAGGCGGUCGUGGCGGAGGACCUAGACGUGGUGGUCCGUUUUUAUAA
Molecule: messenger RNA, 1272 nt
Organism: Gongylonema pulchrum
Lineage: Eukaryota; Metazoa; Nematoda; Chromadorea; Rhabditida; Gongylonematidae
Source: the annotation of a GenBank genome assembly